Amborella trichopoda is the source of this 2223-nucleotide messenger RNA. It is a transcript of the gene SPPL3, whose product is annotated as SIGNAL PEPTIDE PEPTIDASE-LIKE 3. NCBI's taxonomy places the organism in Eukaryota, Viridiplantae, Streptophyta, Magnoliopsida, Amborellales, Amborellaceae. Gene Ontology annotation, biological process: membrane protein proteolysis. Gene Ontology annotation, cellular component: lumenal side of endoplasmic reticulum membrane; Golgi-associated vesicle membrane; cytoplasmic side of endoplasmic reticulum membrane. Gene Ontology annotation, molecular function: aspartic endopeptidase activity, intramembrane cleaving. The record is from RefSeq and is a predicted model, not a curated record.
UGUUUUGCUUUUUCCUGGGAGUCCAUUUCUCCUUUUUUUUCUGAGAGUGAAAUGCCCUUCUCCGAUCAAUCGCUCCCUUUUCACACGGGGAGGGGUGAUUUGAAAAGUGCAGAAAGAGAGAGUGAGGUGAUUUGAAAGUGCAGCAUGGCAAGAAUUAGGGUUCGCCUCGUCUUCUUCUCGACAUGGUUGCUGCUAAUCUCUCUCUCUUUUGCGGACGAUGUCAGCCGUGACGACGAUUUCACCCCUAAAUCUCCGGGGUGCGACAACAAAUUCCAAUUGGUUAAGGUUAAAAAUUGGGUGAAUGGUGUUGAAGAUACAAGCAUUGUUGGAUUAAGUGCAAGAUUUGGUUCUUCACUACCAAGUCAUGCCAGUGAAGCACGAAAAAGACCAGCCGUUUUGGCAAAUCCAGUGAAUUGUUGUACUAAUUCCUCUUCAAAGUUAGUGAAUUCCAUGGCUUUGUCCAAGCGUGGGGAUUGUGCCUUCACCACGAAAGCACAAGUUGCUCAGUACGAGGGUGCAGCAGGCUUGCUUAUUAUGAAUGAUGAGGAAGAUCUCUACAAAAUGGUUUGCACUGAAAACGACACUUCUCUUAAUAUUACAAUCCCUAUUAUAAUGAUUCCCAAAUCAGCAGGAGAUAAUCUUCAAGGGCAUUUGGCUGCUGGACAUAAGGUGGAUAUUUUAUUGUAUUCUCCAAAUCGCCCUAUAGUGGACUUCUCAGAGAUCUUCCUGUGGAUGAUGGCUGUUGGCACUAUAGUGUGUGCUUCCUUGUGGUCUGAAUUUGUUACAUGUGAACAAACUGAUGAGCGCUACAAUGAACUUACAAGAAAGGAUGCCCCUAAUGCUGGACCUAUCAAUAAAGACGAUUCUUUGAAGGAAGUUCUGGAUAUCAAUUUGAAGGGGGCUGUUAUAUUUAUUUUCGCAGCAUCUGCCUUUCUAUUGUUGCUGUACUUUUUUAUGUCGUCGUGGUUUAUUUGGCUGCUGAUUGUGUUAUUCUGCAUUGGUGGUAGUGAGGGUAUGCACGAAUGCCUGGUUGCUCUAAUUUCAAGAUUCUUUGGAGACUGCGGGCAGAAAAUCCUAAAUUUUCCAUUUCUUGGGGAGAUCCCACUUCUCUCAGCUGUGAUUUUACCACUCUGUAUGGUAUUUUCCAUUUUUUGGGCUGCAAAUCAGCAUGCAUCAUAUGCAUGGAUUGGUCAAGAUAUUCUAGGUAUUUCUUUGAUGACAACGGUCCUGCAAAUGGCUCGCUUACCAAAUAUCAAGAUUGCCUCUGUGUUUUUGAGCUGCGCAUUUGUCUAUGAUAUCUUUUGGGUCUUCAUUUCACCACUUAUAUUCCAUGAAAGUGUUAUGAUUGUGGUUGCUCGUGGUGACAGCAGUGGCGAAAGCAUUCCAAUGCUUUUAAAGAUUCCGAGAUUUUUUGACCCUUGGGGUGGUUAUGACAUGAUUGGAUUUGGAGACAUCCUCUUUCCUGGACUUCUUAUUUCAUUUGCAUUCAGAUAUGACAGAUACAAGAAGAAGGGUAUCUUAAAUGGCUACUUUCUUUGGCUUGUCAUUGGAUAUGGAAUUGGUCUCUUCAUCACUUAUGUUGCCCUAUAUUUGAUGGAUGGGCACGGGCAACCUGCAUUGCUGUACCUUGUUCCAUGCACAUUAGGUCUUAUCAUUGUACUUGGCUGGCUUAAAAAAGAACUUGAAGAUCUGUGGGAUUUUGGAGCAAGCCGACCUGAGCAUUCUCCUGGAGAAGCAUAAUUUUUUAUUGUCAACAUGAUCAAGAAUGGGAGAUAUUUGUGCAUAGGAAGUCAUCAAAGCGUGUGAAACUUCGUGAUGGGAUGCAAAUUAACUUGACAAGAGCACCUUUCAGUGAAGGCAUUAAGCCAGAGACCCUGUGAAGUACAAUUGAAAGGAUACAUCUUAUAGUUCAGUGGGGUCUCAAAUGGCAAUGUCUGAAACUAAUUCUUGGAGCAAAUCUCAAAGUUGCUUUUGUUCCUAAUUUAUUUGCAAAUAGUUAUUUUGUCUUGUGAUUUAUAAAAAAGAUAUGCCUCACAUACAGAUCGGCAUAUUAGCGAUUGUUAUUCUGGCAGUUGCAGAUAGAAAAAUAGUGAUGUUAUCGUUUUACUCGAUGGCAUGUCAAAAUAAAGCUAUGUGGGUUGGAACUCGAUGGCAUAUCAAAAUAAAGCUAUGUGGGUUGGAACUCGAUGGCAUGUCAAAAUAAAGCUAUGUGGGUUGGAAAUA